Xenia sp. Carnegie-2017 is the source of this 2612-nucleotide messenger RNA. RefSeq lists its product as uncharacterized. Gene Ontology annotation, molecular function: aspartic-type endopeptidase activity. NCBI's taxonomy places the organism in Eukaryota, Metazoa, Cnidaria, Anthozoa, Malacalcyonacea, Xeniidae. Gene Ontology annotation, biological process: proteolysis. The record is from RefSeq and is a predicted model, not a curated record. The transcript is spliced from 3 exons. Bases 1 to 2496 code for a protein of 831 amino acids.
AUGAGUAACGAAGACGAGGCACUGAAGACUGCUAAGCUCAAACGCCGAGCAGCCAAGUCUACAUUGACAAGACUGGGAAAGGCCUUGAAUCAUCUGUGUAUAAAUAAAAGACCAGCAAACGAGGUAAGCGACUAUCUCGUCAAAGUAAAACAAGCGUUCGACAACGUGGUAGAGAAACAUGAGCUCUAUGCAAAUUUGAUUAUGAACGAUGAAGCUUUUGAAGCAGAAGAGCAUUGCGCAAGUAAUAUGAGCCCCGCAGCUAUUGAAGAAAACCCGACCAGCGUAGGUGAUGAAAUGAGCAAUGUGGCGGAAAGUUCCCACGCGGUAAUUUCCGAGGAAUCUGUCAACGCUCCCACCGAAAUAAGCCCAACAAAUGAGGAAAAUUUUCCGAAUCAAAUUACUUUCCAAUCUGAAGUAAAAAAUGAAUCUGAAAAUACACGAAGUCCCUGCGGGUUUCAAAUGGAAAAACCAAAGCUACCAAAAUUUUCGGGCGACGUACGUGAAUAUGCAAUAUUUCGUGCGGAUUUCAAGCAUACAAUUGAAUCGAGAUAUACAAAACGAGAUUCAAUAACACUACUGCGAACUUGUUUGAAAGAGAAACCACUUGAAUUAAUAAAAGGUAUUGGUUCUGAUUAUGAUGCAGCGUGGGAAUACUUAGAUUCCAUUUACAGGGACCCUCGGUACGUAUCAGACACCAUAACGCAGGACAUCGUUAAAUUUAAAGCCCUAGAAACAGGAGAGGACGCGCGUUUCUGUGAUUUAGUUCAUUUGGUUAGGCGGUGUUUCAACACGUUGAAAGAGGUAGGGGUUCCGAGUGACAUGGAUAACAGCCACAUGCUAUCCAUAAUUGAACAAAAGAUGUGUCCAGAUGAUCGAAAAGUGUGGUCGAGAGACUUAGAGAGAGAAAAGCCCGCAACCCUUAAAGCGUUGAUGAAUUGGAUGACAAUUGAGAUGAAGUCGCGCAUGCGUGCAACAGCCCCAGUCAGGAGUGUGUUGGCUCUGCAAGAACUCAAAUCAUUGGCCGGACCAGUGUCAAAAUUGGCAGCGAUGUCUGUCGAUGAGCGAAUAAAAGUUGCGAAAGAUAAUCACGUGUGUUUCAGCUGUUUGAAGAAAGCGGGUCGGGAUCAUCGUCAAGCAAAUUGCAACAGGCGAAAGCAAUGCACCAAGUAUGAAAAUGGAGUCCAGUGCACAUCCAGUCACCAUCCGCUGCUGCACAAAACAGGUGCAACCAUUGCAUCAGUAACUGGUCUAAACGACUCAAUCCUACCAGUGAUUUCUGCUAACAUUUGCGGAUCAAAUGGUCUCUACAAGCGCGGCAACGUUCUUCUGGAUUCUGGAGCUCAGAUAAGUCUAAUCCGCAGCGAAACGGCGGAGAGUCUCGGUCUGAAAGGGAAAGACAUCUCCGUUAACAUCAUAAAAAUAGGUGGAGAGGAAGAGUCAAUCUGCACAAAGAGCUACAAAGUUCAAGUAAGCAGAAUCGGAGAAUCAAAGAAGUAUACAAUCACUGCAGUUGGAAUACCAUCUAUCAGUGAGGAUGUCAAAGGAAUCAAUACCGGGAAUGCAAGCGAAAAACUCGGAUUACCAAAGGAUAAGGUGAAGCGUGGAAAGGGCCAAGUCGACUUACUUGUUGGAAUCGAUCAUGCAUACAUGCACACGGGUCAAACAAAGCAAGUCGAACAUGUUGUCGCGAGAGAAUCGCCACUCGGAUGGGUUCUGUUCGUAUCAUCAACGGGACAGUCAAACAUUGCAACAACAACUGUAUUACACGUGAGGUACCCAGAAGCAGUUGAUUUAUCAGAAUUUUGGGCAACCGAAGCUAUGGGAGUAACAGUAAAGCCGUGCACCUGUGAAGCUGAAAAAUUGAGCCAAUCCGAAAGAGAAGAAAAGCAAGUGAUUGAACAGUCUGCAAAAAAGGUUGGAAAGCAGUGGAUGAUUCCAUACCCAUGGAAGAAAAACCCCCAAGACUUACCAGAUAACAGAAUCCAGGCAUUGAAACGACUAGAGUCAACUGAGCGUCGAUUAUUGAAAAUUCCUACGCAAGCAGCAGCGUACAACAACAAGAUGACAGAAAUGGAAAACAUGGGGUUUUCUCGAAAGUUAUCCGAGAAGGAAGUUAAGGAACACAAAGAACCAGUCCAUUACAUCUCCCACCCUGCAGUUCUAAGACCUGACAGUACAAGCACCCCGGUUCGUAUCGUUUUCAACUCCUCCGCUACGUUCCGAGGACAUAAGCUGAACGAUUAUUGGCAAAAGGGGCCUGAUCUUCUGAACUCUCUAUUCGGAGUUAUUCUCCGUUUUAGGGAAAAUAAAGUUGCCCUCACUGCGGACAUCUCAAAGAUGUAUCACCGAGUCCUUAUCCCUGUCGAAGACCAGCAGGUACACCGAUUCCUAUGGAGGAAUUUAGAGAUUGAUAGACCUCCGGACACUUUCGUUAUGAACGUACUUACGUUCGGUGACAAACCUGCACCUGCGAUGGCCCAAGUUGCCUUGCGGUAAACUGCAGAUGAAGGAGCAUCAGAGAACCCGAGAGCAGCAAAAGUUAUAAAGGACAAUUCUUACAUGGACGAUAUUCUGGAUUCAGUUGCUACAAAUGAAGAAGCAAUCGGGUUGAC